AUUUAUAAUUUUUUAGGCAAAGUAAUUUUAAAAUCAAUCUAAAAUUAAUCUAGAACUAAUUAAUAUAAAUUGUGUGAUGAGAUUAUUUAAUCUCACUUCACUGAUUUCAGUGAAGUGGAAUCUAUUAAUUAAGUAUAUAAACGACAACUAUCGCGAGGAGGGUAAAAAAACUGAUUGUGAAAAGUUUUGUUUUUAGUGUUGAAGUGUUUUAGCACAAAUAGUUGAAAACACGAUGGAAAAAUCCAAAAAUGUGCACUGUAGGUUCUGCGCUGAACCCAAAAGCUCUGAUAAAAUGCUCGACAUUUCAAACGAUGAGUUUAAACACGAAGAAAUUUCCAAAAAACUGAAUUUUCUGAACGCUAUCUAUGUUAAUGUAAAUAAGGACAAUAUUCUUCCAAAAACGAUAUGUUUCGUUUGCUACGAGGCUUUGAAUAAGGCUUACGAUUUUCUCGAUAAAGUGAAACGGGCUCAGACUAUUCUGUACAACAUUUAUCCUUUGGAAGAUGAGGAUUGUGUUUCUGAUGAUGACAGACCAGCAGGUUUCGAUGAACCGUCUAACACGGACGCAGCAUCAGAUAUAAUAAAACUAGAGGUACAGUUAGACAAAAAUGAGAUAAAUAAGGAUUUACUAGUAAAAAACGAGCCGAAAGAUGAAAUUGACAGCCAAGAGAGCCAAAUGUAUGAUCAAACUUUGAAUGUACAAGAUAUAUUAGAUGCUGCUCUGUGCAACUCUUAUCCUGAAGUAACAUUAUAUGCUAAGGAAGUUAAUAGUAAGAAAAAGUCUAUAUCUCUAUGGAAGGAGUAUCCGUGGAUAUGCUCCCACUGUGAUAUUGAAUUCCUGGAUAUAGUGACAUUGAGAUUACAUUCAAAGUUGACCCAUGGAAAAUGCAGUGCCUUUGUCUGUAUUGAUUGCAAUAAUCUUGGAAACGAUGACUUUGAGCCGUUCAUCAAACAUGUCAAGAUUCAUAGGAAAAAGCUCAGAAAGCGAUGCCACUAUUGCGACGAAAACAUAAACGAAGCAUCUCUACCCUUCCACAUUGAACAGCAUUUUCAAAAAAGUCAAGUCUCCUGCACAAAAUGCGGGGAGAUCCUCAAAAACAAUGAAUCCUUACAGAAACACUUGGGAGAGUACAGUUCCACCAAACCCAAGAGAAAACCACGGAGAAAACGUGGCACACCAUUGACUAUAGAGGAUUUGACUUGUGCUCUGUGCAAAAAGGUGUAUAAGAACCCUAACAGUUUGCGAGAUCACAUGAAGAUACAUACAAAUGAUAGGAAGAAGAAUUACACGUGUGAUAGAUGCGGAAAAAUGUUCUACAACAAAGGCACCCUAACCUCCCACAUCAUGGCCCACGACAAAGUGAGGCCCCACAUAUGCAGGAUAUGCAACAAAUCCUUCCUGUUCCCCAACAUGCUGAGGCGCCACGUGGAGAUGCAUUCCGGAAUAAAGCCCUUCUCAUGCGAGCAGUGUGGACGCUGCUUUAGACUGCGCUACCAGCUGAACGCGCAUAAGAUUAUUCACACUGAUUCCAUGCCGCACGUCUGCCAGUAUUGUAGCAAGGCCUUUAGGUUCAAGCAGAUUCUGAAGAAUCAUGAGAGACAACACACAGGAGCCAAGCCAUACUCCUGUCAAGCUUGUGGAAUGGAGUUCACGAAUUGGUCCAACUACAACAAACACAUGAAACGGAGGCACGGAUUGGACACUUCCAAGAAAAAGAUCACGCCCGAAGGCGUGUUCCCUAUUAACCCACAAACUGGGGAGCUGGUACAAUACAGUGACGCUGGGACUGAGGAGUGGAAAACCAAGAUCAUGAUACCGGGCAAACGGGGGAAGAAGAAAGUUAUUAAAAAGGAAGAUACUGUAUAGUAUUAGUAAUUACUGAGUAGAUUUUACUGCUUCUAUGUACAAACAUAUUUUUGUGUGAACGGCAAAAAGUUUCUUUGCAAAUUACAGUUCAGUUGCAAAAUACAUUUACAACUCAAUGAGCUAUCCUAAUGAGAUGGUUCGCAGGAGAACCAAGGUCACUGAUAUAGCCCAAACUAUUAGCAAGCUGAAGUGACAGUGGGCAGGCCAUGCCUGUCGUAGAGGCGAUGGCCGUUGGAGC
Messenger RNA from Maniola jurtina (meadow brown), 2105 nucleotides. RefSeq names its product gastrula zinc finger protein XlCGF26.1-like. Gene Ontology annotation, molecular function: DNA-binding transcription factor activity, RNA polymerase II-specific; RNA polymerase II cis-regulatory region sequence-specific DNA binding; zinc ion binding. Gene Ontology annotation, cellular component: nucleus. Gene Ontology annotation, biological process: regulation of transcription by RNA polymerase II. Lineage: Eukaryota; Metazoa; Arthropoda; Insecta; Lepidoptera; Nymphalidae. The transcript is spliced from 4 exons. The coding region runs from base 233 to 1867 and encodes 544 amino acids. The record is from RefSeq and is a predicted model, not a curated record.